AGCGACAGAAAAAAGUAAAAAGUGUUUCAAGUGAAAUAUUAGGAUGAAGAGUAUGGAAAUAAGAUGGAAAAUAUAUCAUCGAAUGCUACUUGCCUGGAAUGCUGUGAGCAGUCCUGUCCGUCUCCUGUCAGAACGGAUCCUGCAGAGCUUCAGGGAGCUCCAAGAAGGUCCAUCUGGAUAGCGGGGGCUCUGGAAGAAUACAACCAAGAGAUUUUUUAAAAUGAUAUUGUAUAACAUCAGAAGAAAGAUUAUGAUCAAAGUAUACAAAAGUCACAAGUGGUCUGGAGAAACAUCAGGAGUUUUUUCUUGCCACAUGAAAAAGGAGAACAACGAUAAUUGUGGAAAAAAACUCACACUUGCUAAAAGGAAAUAUUUUUCACAGCCUGCAUAAUUAGACUAAAAGUUUUUACUUUUUCAUAUAGUGGAGGUCAACAGCUCUGAGAUUAAGGAAAAAUUGUAGAUUUGUAUAGGUAAAAAUAUUACUGUUAUGAUGUUAAAAAACGUAUGAAAAGGGAUAUAGAAUUUCAAUCUUCAGAUUAGCUUCGGCUAAUUUUUAAUUUUUACAACUUGGGAGGAGAUUUUCAUUUUGUUUAUCCUGUAUGUGCCUUCUGCAAGUUUUAGUGCAUCUUCCUCCAAAGGCACUAAUGCUGAUCACUUCUGGAAACGGGAGACAGGACUAGCGGGGCUAUGCUAGCAUUUUCUGGCUGUCACCACGGCUCUCAUAUCUCUUCUGGUGAUUCUGUCCAGUUUCAGAGAUCAAAGGGACUGGAUGGAGCUUGUUUUCACGACUGACACCACUUCUGUGUCUGCCAUUAAUACAUGACAUUUUGGAAGUCUUCAUGAUACGAACGUGUAGCUUCAGUCAUGCUGCCCUUAACCAAAGGAAGCUAUUGGAAUUUACCUUUUCAAAGGAAAGGAGGAAGAACAGACAUGGCAGUGAAAACUUUCCUUCCUCCUGUGGAGAUGGUCCCAGCAAAUCAGAAAAGAGGACAAUUAAAAUCUUCAGUCUUGAUCUUGGAGGUAUAUCUGCUAUUGUACUGAAUGGCUAUGAUGCAGUAAAAGAAUGCCUUGUUCAUCAAAGCGAAAUUUUUGCAGAUAGACCAUCUCUUCCUUUGUUUAAGAAGCUGACAAACAUGGGAGGCUUACUGAACAGUAAAUAUGGCAGAGGAUGGACAGAACAUCGCAAAUUAGCCGUAAAUACCUUCCGAAUUUUUGGAUAUGGUCAAAGGUCCUUUGAACACAAAAUUUCAGAAGAAUCUAUGUUUUUUCUUGAAGCCAUUGAUACAUACAAAGGCAAACCAUUUGAUCUCAAGCAUUUGAUCACAAAUGCCGUUUCAAAUAUUACUAACUUGAUUAUUUUUGGAGAACGUUUUACAUAUGAAGAUACUGAAUUUCAGCACAUGAUUGAGAUUUUUAGUGAAAAUGUUGAAUUAGCUGCUAGUGCUUCUGUAUUUUUAUAUAAUGCUUUUCCUUGGAUUGGUAUCUUGCCAUUUGGGAAACAUCAGCAGCUGUUUAAAAAUGCAGCAGAAGUCUAUGACUUCCUUCAUGAGCUUAUUGAACGUGUCUCUGAAAACAGGAAGCCUCGAUCACCUCGACAUUUUGUAGAUGCAUAUUUGGAUGAGAUGGAUUGCACUGAAAAUGAUCCAGAAUCUACAUAUUCAACAGAAAACUUAAUUUUCUCUGUUGGAGAACUCAUCAUAGCUGGGACAGAAACCACAACAAAUGUUUUAAGAUGGGCAGUGUUAUUUAUGGCUCUUUAUCCAAACAUUCAAGGACAAGUUCAAAAAGAAAUCGAUUUAGUCAUCAGCCCAAACAAAAUGCCUACUUUAGAAGAGAAAUGCAAAAUGCCAUACACUGAGGCAGUUCUACAUGAAGUUCUAAGAUUCUGUAAUAUAGUUCCACUAGGUAUUUUUCAUGCAACUUCUAAAGAUACUGUUGUGCGUGGUUAUUCUAUUCCUGAAGGCACUACAGUCAUUACAAACCUCUACUCUGUUCAUUUUGAUGAAAAAUACUGGAGCAACCCAGAAGUGUUUUUCCCUGAGAGGUUUUUGGACAGCAGUGGGCAGUUUAUCAAGAAAGAUGCAUUUGUUCCUUUUUCACUAGGAAGACGACACUGUCUUGGAGAACAACUAGCUCGAAUGGAAAUGUUUUUGUUUUUCACUUCGUUACUUCAACGAUUUCACCUUCGUUUUCCUCAUGGUUUGAUUCCAGAUCUCAAACCAAGAUUAGGUAUGACAUUACAACCACAGCCAUACCUCAUCUGUGCUGAAAGACGAUGAAGAGGAGGGUCUAGAUUAUCAGGUGGUGUAAAAUGCUUGAAGUAGCCAUAGAUGAUCCACAUUGCCUUCUAUUUUCACACGUUUUCUUGUCAGAAGAGCAAGAAUUUUAAGGACUUGCAGAUAAAUUCUGUCUAUAUGUGCACAAGUUUAUGGCUUUUAUUUACUUGGUUUUCACACAAAAAAGAACACCUCAACCAAAAAUGUAAAACAUGUCCUGUGUUUAAAGUUGAUAUUUUCAUUCCAUCAGUCUAUUUGGAUUGUAGCUUCUGAUUCCAGUUUUAAACAUUUAAUUACUUAGCAAGCCAUUUUUACUUUGGAAGCAUAUUUUUUAUAAACAGGGAGAAUAUGGCUCAAAAUUUUUAUACUGGGACUCAUCUGUGGAAAUUUCACAAAAGUUACUCCAGCUAAGCUGUUCUUUGCAAUUUUCCAUUAAAUAUACAUAGCUAAAAAGGUUUGAAAGAUAUCUGUUUAAAUUUCUGUAAUUAAAAAUUAUCUAACUACAUCUUUUCCAGCCUUGACAAACGAUUUGUCAAUUCAAGACUUUUAAUCCUUCCUCUGCUUUGCCUCAUCUUCCCAGUUGUUUUUUUUUUUCCUCCAUUUUUCUUUCCCAGUUGAUCUUUCAUUUUCUUCAACUUACCAGUUGGUCUUUUCAUUUUUCCAGUUGGUCAUUUUCACCAGAAACUGUGAAUAUGGUUUGCAAGUCAUUACUGUACAGGGAGAAAUGGGGCCCCAGAACAAGGUUCAGAACAAAACCAACACUGAGCAAACAGUUACUUAAGGACAGGGCCAAAUAUGAGGCUUUGCUGUUUACACAGCUUAUGCUUAGACUUGGAACUACAAAGAAAACUUCUCCAACCACUCUGGGCCUGGAACCUUUUUCUGAAGGCAGGAAUUUGACAUUUUCUGCUGACCUGACAUGUUCAGCUGACGUGGUGCAGAAAUAUUUCCUUUGUUUUAAAACAGCAAAAGAGAACGAUCAAACAAAGCUAAUACCAUUCCACUUAUAUAAUAGCCUAAUGAUGAAACAGUGCUGCAGGUCCAAUUUAAAUUACUUUCUCUGUGGGCAGUCUGACCCACAUGUCCCACAGAGUAUCUCAACUCCCUGUUUCUGGCUGCUCUGAAGAAGGUGCUUGCUACUCCUCUUGCUGAAGAGCUGCCUUUCAGUAAAGAAUGGGUGAUUCAAAAAGGACGGGAAGGAUGUAACUCCGAUAGCUGUGUGUUGGGCACUCAGUAAAAAGCUGUGAAUACACGACUCUUAAGAGUGUGGCAGACAGUGGGCCCUAGGCGUGAGACAGCUGCUGAGGUUCUCAGUGCUGUCAGGAUUGCGACUCUGCUGGAUAGCUGCAUAAGCAGAUGUUGGGGGCUUAUGGAGUGUUAAUGUAAAAACGGUGGAAGCUAUAGAAAUUAGGUGCCUUCAGCGUGCACUUCUUCUCAUAUCCCACCUUGUACUCUUAGAUUAGCCAGAAUUUUGUAAGUAUCUAGGUUUGCCACCUGGGUAACAAGAACUCAAGGAUAUCCGUUAAUUAAGACAUGUUCAAAAUAAAUCUCAGUUAAAGGGAAGGAAAAAAAAAAAAAGCGAAAAAAACCCUAAGAGCCUAUUCUUGCAGGGCUAUGCAUAAAACACAGCUGGCUAGUGAUAAUUCCAUUUUGCUGAUGUAUAUUGAGAUAUAACUUUUGCCUAGUCUUUAAUUCAUUUAAUGAGAACUGUAUUGAUUAUGUGUCAUUCUGGUUUCUAAAUCAAAAUGCCUUAUAAAAGCCUUAGAAUAUCAAUCCAAACUUUUACCAUAUAUGCCAACUUACAGUCUCAUUAAGCAAUCAAAUACACUUGACAAACUGUCUUUUCUAUAAGCCUGUAUCAACAUGAGUUAUAGUAUACAAGUUUCAUUUGAUAUUAGUUUCUUCAUUAUUUUUCCUCACCUAUGACUGACGUAGAAUUAUCCUAAUGAUCCAAUUAAACCAUUUUAAAUAUUGACAUAUUAGCUUUUUCCAGUCCUCUAGAAUUUCUCCAUCAUAUCCUGAUUUAUUAGUGAUAACCUCAGUAGCCUAGAGACCUCAUCAGCCAGCCAGCUCUUCAGACUUCCUGGUGAAAGUUUUCUAGAUCUGAAAUACUUGUCAUAAAUGGCUACUAUUUAACAUCCUUUUGUGAUUAAGGUAUUCAUUAUGUGAUAAAAACACACUGGUUGGAUUUUUACCCAAAUACAGAAUAAGUAUGCAUCAAAUAGUUCAUCUUUUCAGCAUUUUUGUCAGCAUUAUUGCAUUCUAGAAAUUUCUGUGAUUCCCAUUAAGGAAUGGAUUUGUAUCAUCGAAAGGGGUUUCUUUGCAUUAUAUUUUUGUUUGUUUGGGUUUUUUUUCAUAAUAUGCUUAAAUGUUUGUAUGCUUUAAGAAAUCCUUAUCUUUCAGCUCUGCUAACUGUAAAUUUUGUUUCUAUCAAUCACUUUUAUUCCACUGUCAAUUUGCUAUAUUUCAAGGCUCACAGUUUGAAUUCAUUACUAUUCUAUUUUUUCCCCUCUAUUUGUUAUAUAUAGCAGAGCUAUUUAGGUUUCCCUGCCAAGUUAGAUUGGUUUGUUAAUCAGUAUAGCUUCUUCUUGUCAUAGAAUUUAAAGGAUGAAAAAAAUAUUAAACAAUGCAGUUAAUCCCUGCAUCAAGGUAAUACUGUUCCCAUUUUCAGGAGUACUUCCAAUCUGGUUUUAAAUGUCCCAGUGUGUUGGACUAAGACAAUACAUGCAGAUACUGAUGGAAAGAUUUCUUUAAUUGAGAUGAAGUUGUAACCUCUCAAUUUCUGUCUGUUAAUGCCAUAUACUGUGCUCCUGGUUUCGCAGUUUUCCUAAGUUUCAUUCCCCCAGCAUUUAUAGACUUCUCAUUUUUGCGUAGUUAGCUCUUUGCAUUCAUGGUGCUAAUUAGAACCAGAAGCAUUGCUUCCAGGUUCAGGUGUGUCAGAACCAAAAAGAAGAAACUUUCACAUACCUUCUGUGUAAGUCUGCUGAUAUACCCCAGUGCAGGAAAGGGCUUUUUUGCUGUCAACUUAGCUAGAAAUGCUUAUUCAAUUCACUUGUGCUGCUGUCAGUCCAUGGCUCCAUAGCAAUCUUCUUUUUUUCAGUUUGUUCACUUCAGCUUCUUUCCAUUGCUGUAAGAUUAUUUUCAUCUUCUUUGUCCUGUUUUUCUGUCUUGUUCAGUGUUUGUAAAUGCAGACUAGAUUCUGUGGUCUGCUCACAGGAAUAUGAAUUUUAGGAUUAAGACCUGAAUUUAUAUUCUUUACUUAGUCAAGUAUUUUAAUUUGUCCUCGAGUAAUAAACAGUGGUCUUUUCUGAGUGCAACCAGAGACAUUCUGUUAGUUGGAGAGUUCAUACACGGCUCACCAUUCCAUUAGUUUAUACCCUUCUAUAUCCCAUUCAAAAGUCUCCACAGCCAACUAUAGCGUAAUACUAGUAGGCAGAUUAUGAGCUGCUGUGACAUAGCUAGCUAGUUUAUGUGAAGCACCGUGAAGCUUGGCCAUCCUUGGCCAAGGGAGUCAGCCUUCCCAAAAACUGAAAAGGGAACGCUAGAACCCCAUCACAUCCGACACAAAGAAUGCUGAAGAAAUUCUAACUUUUCAUUUCCUGAACUUCCACUCAUUUCUGUGAUAUUGGUGAAUAAAAGCUUACUGUGAACCUAAUAAA
Messenger RNA from Struthio camelus australis, 5935 nucleotides. It is a transcript of the gene CYP2R1, whose product is annotated as cytochrome P450 family 2 subfamily R member 1. Gene Ontology annotation, cellular component: cytoplasm; intracellular membrane-bounded organelle. The record is from RefSeq and is a predicted model, not a curated record. Gene Ontology annotation, biological process: xenobiotic metabolic process. Gene Ontology annotation, molecular function: iron ion binding; oxidoreductase activity, acting on paired donors, with incorporation or reduction of molecular oxygen, reduced flavin or flavoprotein as one donor, and incorporation of one atom of oxygen; heme binding. NCBI's taxonomy places the organism in Eukaryota, Metazoa, Chordata, Aves, Struthioniformes, Struthionidae.